AUGUCGUCAAACCACGCCAGCCUUGAUGCGGCAUCCACCGACCGCAAAGCCCGCCUCGCCAAGCUCGCAGCUCUGAAGCGAAAGCAACCCGAACCAGAAACGACCGAAGCUAGCGCAGAAGACAAGGAGCUGCCCGAUGCCGAUGCCCAGCCAGAUGUGACAGCCAAGUAUCUCUCUGGCCGCAACUACGACCCCGAGGCCCGCGGGCCAAAACUGGGCUUCGAGCAAGGUCCACAUGAAGGCCAGGUGACUCUGGAAUCCAAAGCAGCGGAAAUUGCGCAAGCCACAGCAGAACAAGCGAAGAAAGAUGCAGACGCUGGUGAGCCACUUAAUCUGCUCAAACUACAACCGAAGAAACCCAACUGGGAUUUGAAGCGGGACCUGGAUGAGAAGCUCAAGAUCCUCGAUGUACGGACGGACAACGCAAUCGCCCGACUCAUUCGGCAGCGAGUAGAGGAGGCACAGCGUGCUUCAAAGGUGCGUGGGGCAACGUCUACAGGAGAUGAGCAAGGAGAGGAAUUAGGCAUGGAGGGCAAGGCGCUCGUUGAAGGCAUCCAUAUGCGCGAACGAGAGGAAGAGAAGAGCGACGAAGAAACGAUUUGA
Molecule: messenger RNA, 603 nt
Organism: Penicillium bovifimosum
Lineage: Eukaryota; Fungi; Ascomycota; Eurotiomycetes; Eurotiales; Aspergillaceae
Product: CCDC12/cwf18 family protein
Exons: 1
Coding region: 1-603 (200 amino acids)
Cellular component (GO): U2-type spliceosomal complex; post-mRNA release spliceosomal complex
Source: RefSeq, a predicted model, not a curated record